Molecule: messenger RNA, 875 nt
Organism: Drosophila miranda
Lineage: Eukaryota; Metazoa; Arthropoda; Insecta; Diptera; Drosophilidae
Product: protein SDA1 homolog
Exons: 3
Coding region: 79-765 (228 amino acids)
Biological process (GO): ribosomal large subunit export from nucleus; ribosomal large subunit biogenesis
Cellular component (GO): nucleolus
Source: RefSeq, a predicted model, not a curated record
ACACCCCGAACACGUGCAACGAGAGUAAAAACUUGAACGUUUCGGUUUUUGCCAAAAUCGCAAUUUCUACGGCUCACCAUGGUGCGGCCCAACCACAAUCAACUGCCGGAGAAUCUUCCGCAGUUACAGAACCUGAUCAAGCGCGAUCCGGAGUCGUACAGCGAUGAGUUUCACAUUCAGUACCAGCACUUUCUGAGUCUGCUGGAAAUGUUCGCCUUGAACCCCAGCGAGGAAAACAAAUCUUUGGAUGACACUGUCAUGUUUAUAGCCCAAGUGGCUCAGUGCCAUCCGGCUGCCUGUGAGCUGUUCCCGAAGCACCUAGCCGAUCUGCUCAGGAAUUAUGCCACCGUCUUGGAUCCAGCCAUGAGAAAUCGCUUUGUGAAGGCGCUGAUUCUACUGCGCAACAAGAACUUAGUCCCAGCACUAGACAUAUUGGAACUGUUUUUCCAGCUGUUGCGCUGCCCCGACAAGAAUCUACGGACCUUUCUGCAGGCCCACAUUGUGACGGACAUCAAGAAUAUGAAUGCCAAGCACAAGGAUAUGAAGCUCAACUCGAGCCUGCAAAACUCCAUGCUGUACUCCAUGCUAAAAGACGCCAAUCCCAAAGCCGCCAAGAUGUUUGUGGAUAUAAUGAUCGAGCUGUACAAGAAGAACAUCUGGAAUGAUCCCAAAUCGGUGAAUGUCAUUGCCACAGUGGGUUGCUUCUCCUUGUCACAUCUUCCUCGGCCACGACGACGAGGACGAAGAAGAGGACACCGAAAGUGAAAACGAGGUGGAUCUGAAGGGUGCGCUGCUGGCAAAUCGGGUCAGCAAAAAGACCAAAAAGGGCCAAAAGCAACUGCAAAAGAUCAAAAAGCAGGCGGUCAAGGCCCAGA